AACUAUGAAUUUUAUUCCAUUCUUUUGGCCAUCCCUGUACAGUAACUCAAAUAUCUGAUAUGUUGUCCUUUUCGAAUCGAUAUACUCCCCCACAAAUGUUUGAUCAAUAUUUCUAUGCCAUUCAUCAAAAUGUGGGAUUCCUUCUUUGCCAAAGUGCCCUCGAGAUUACCAAAAUUAAAAACCCAAAACGAAAAACGUCUAGAAACCUUACUGACGCCCGUCAAAGAGUUGAUACCUUCAGACAGUGAUAGUGAUUGUAGCAGCGCUUUAGAAGAUCCCUUUGCAAAGUUUAAUAAAAAUAGCUUUUUGAGGCCUCUGCCAGGAACUAAAGGUAAAUAUUUGAGUAAACGAGAGGCGGAUUGGAAGACUGUACAACAAUUUACUGACGAUUAUAAAAGAAUUAUGAAAGAAUUGAGAAAAGAUGUAAAAAUAGAAGAUCCUUUAGCUAUAGAAACUGAUGAAGAGAUUGUACAGAAAUCUGAUGCAAAGAAAUCCAUUGAAGGAGACCCUAUUUUAAUCGAAUCCGAAGAAGAACGCAGUGAAGCCACCUCAAAUUCAGCAGUAUGGAACAUGAUAAAAGCCCACAGUAAACAAUAUUUUGCCACAAGUCCUCCUCAAUACGACAUCUACCAUCCCAAAUCUGAACAUUACUUAAAAAGACCUUGUGUUGAUUGGCAAGAAAUUGAAGAGUCAAGGAAAAAGUGUGAAAAAUGGUUGAACGAAUGUGAAUCAGAAUAA
Molecule: messenger RNA, 738 nt
Organism: Ceutorhynchus assimilis (cabbage seed weevil)
Lineage: Eukaryota; Metazoa; Arthropoda; Insecta; Coleoptera; Curculionidae
Source: the annotation of a GenBank genome assembly